Molecule: messenger RNA, 1578 nt
Organism: Suillus subalutaceus
Lineage: Eukaryota; Fungi; Basidiomycota; Agaricomycetes; Boletales; Suillaceae
Exons: 12
Coding region: 1-1578 (525 amino acids)
Biological process (GO): regulation of proteasomal protein catabolic process; protein deubiquitination; proteasome-mediated ubiquitin-dependent protein catabolic process
Molecular function (GO): cysteine-type deubiquitinase activity; proteasome binding; protein binding
Source: RefSeq, a predicted model, not a curated record
AUGGCCCCACUACAAGUACACGUCAAACACGCAGGAAAAACUCUCGAUGUUGACCUAGACACAUCACUUCCACCUGCCGUGUUCAAAGAUGCGAUUUAUCAGGUCACGGGCGUGCCGCCGGAGCGUAUGAAAGUUAUGAUCAAGGGCGGUGUGCUCAAGGAUGAUACGGAUUGGAAGAAGGUGGCUCCUAAAGCGGGACAAACGUUCAUGGUUAUUGGCGCUGCGGGCGAGCUCCCGAAGCCACCUGAAAAACCGAUCGUUUUUCUUGAGGAUAUGGACGAGUCGGAGAUCGCAGAAGCCCUCUCUUUGCCAGUUGGAUUGAAAAAUCUCGGAAAUACCUGCUACAUGAACGCCACCGUACAAGCGAUGCGUGCGAUACCAGAACUUCAAACAGCUCUCUCAACGUCACCGCAUUUGGACGUCCUCCCUCGUGCGCUGAGAGACUUGUACAGCAACAUGUCUCGUACGACGGAGGGAUAUAUCCCUACCACGUUUUUGACCGUGUUGCGUCAGGCUGUGCCUCAGUUCGGGGAGAUUGAUAGAUCGGGCAAGAAUGGAAUGUUAGGGGGGUACGCACAGCAAGGCGAGUAUGCUGAAGAGUGUUGGACGCAGCUCGCGAACGGCUUGAAAGAGGUUCCUGGGAUCGAUGCUACUGGUAAUACAAUAGCAGGGGGAAGGAGAUUUGUCGAUCAGUUUAUGAUGGCGGAGAUGCGCAGAGAAUUGAAAUGCGACGAAGCGCCUCAAGAGCCUAGCACCGUCACGAUAGAAAAGGUACUGAAAAUCGAGUGCAAUAUUUCAGCGACAACAAAUUAUAUGCAUACUGGUAUCAAGGAUGCAAUGAACUCUCAAUUGGAAAAGAACUCUCCUUCACUUGGGCGUCAAGCAGUUUACAGCCAGACGUCGCGUCUCUCGCGCCUACCGAGUUACCUGACGGUGCACAUGGUUCGUUUUGCAUGGAGACGCGAUAUCGGAAAGAAGGCCAAGAUCAUGCGCAAAGUGAAGUUUGCGUCAGAGUUUGAUGCGCUGGAAGUAGUGACCGAUGAGCUGAAAUCAAAGCUCACGCCGGUGUCCAGCCGGCUAAAGUCUAUUGAGAAAGAGCGUGCCGAGCGACGGAAGGUGCGUAAGCGGACGAAGGUGGCGCAGGAGGCAUCGUCAUCGUCUAGGCCUGCAGAGGAGAAUACAGAUGUUGAGAUGGCGCCUGCGAGUGAAGUGCCGGGGGACCUGGAGGAGGAGAGCGUGUAUCGUGCGCGGGAGCUGCAGGAGCUGGAGGCAUUGGCUGAUGCCGACCUGAAGAAUGAUUAUGGGUGCAGCGUGACUGGGCUGUAUGAUCUUGUUGGCAUCGUUACGCACAAGGGAGCAGACGCUGAUGCGGGGCAUUAUAUCGGUUUCGUGAAGAAGAGUGUAUUUCAUGCAAAGUCGGGUGAUGGACCUGCGUUUGACGAGGAUGACGAAGAUUGGUACAAAUUUGAUGAUGACAAGGUGUCGGUGUUUCCCAGGGAGAAGCUGGGGACAAUUGAUGGAGGAGGGGAGGACGCGUCUGCGUAUGUGCUUUUGUACAGGAGUAAGCCGUUGGCAUAG